This is a messenger RNA of Aricia agestis (brown argus), 4696 nucleotides long. Its product is annotated as myosin-IIIb-like. NCBI's taxonomy places the organism in Eukaryota, Metazoa, Arthropoda, Insecta, Lepidoptera, Lycaenidae. Gene Ontology annotation, cellular component: myosin complex. Gene Ontology annotation, biological process: protein phosphorylation. Gene Ontology annotation, molecular function: protein binding; ATP binding; protein kinase activity. The record is from RefSeq and is a predicted model, not a curated record. Bases 132 to 4508 code for a protein of 1458 amino acids. The transcript is spliced from 23 exons.
GAGUGAGUGCUCGUCGCGGCCGCACGCGUCGCAACGGAAAAUGCCGGCAAAACAACUCGAAUAGUGUUCUGAGUGCUUGUGUUUGUAAACGGGAUUUGUUGACAUUAUUGUUUUUGGUCUCUGAUGUCACGAUGCGCAGCGACAUGGCGUACCGCGGUCUGUCGCAGCACGUGGAGCUGGACCGAGCUGCGGACCCUCGCGACAGGUUCACGCUGCAGGAGCUGAUCGGGGAAGGCACCUACGGGGAAGUCUACUGCGCGAAAGACCGGAAGUCCGGCCGACGAGUCGCUGUCAAGAUAUUAGAAAACAUAACAGAAAAUAUAGAAGAGAUCGAAGAGGAAUUUCUCGUGUUUCGCGACCUGUCAACUCAUCCCAACAUUCCAGAGUUUUUUGGAUUAUUUCUGAAGAGAGGAGUAACUUCUGAGGAUGACCAAAUAUGGUUCGUUAUGGAGCUCUGCACGGGCGGCUCUGUCACGGACCUGAGCGCUGGCAUGCGAGCCCGAGGUCAGAAUUUGACGGAACCACAACUAGCCUAUGUGCUCCGAGGUACAAUUCGGGCUCUUACCCAUCUGCACUCCCACCGUUGCAUGCAUCGGGACGUCAAAGGACAUAACAUCUUAUUGACCGAAGAUGCUGAAGUCAAACUGGUCGAUUUCGGCGUAUCAUCACAUUUGGCAGCUACUAUUGCCAGGAGGAACACAUCGGUUGGAACACCGUAUUGGAUGGCUCCUGAGGUGAUAGCCUGUGAGCAGCAGUUAGACCAGUCGUACGAUUGCAGAUGUGACGUCUGGUCAGUUGGGAUAACAGCAAUAGAGUUAGCAGAAGGAGAGCCACCCUUGUCAGGCCUACAUCCCAUGCGAGCGUUGUUCCAAAUACCCAGAAACCCCCCACCUACGUUGUCACAUCCAGAACGAUUCUCCCCUCAACUAGCAGAUUUUAUAUCCGAAUGUCUAAUCAAAGAUAUGAACCAAAGACCCUUCGCACGAGAACUUCUAGAGCAUCCGCUUCUAUUAGCAGUUAAUAGUUUUGAGAAUAAAAUAAGGAAAGAGCUUCACGCUGAAAUAAAAAGGCAGAGAGCGGAAGGCCGUAAUUGCCGAGCCGCGGAAGCCACGACAAAGAGAGGGAAACUGAAAUCGCAUCGAAAGGCGAAACCUGAAAAAAUGUAUACCGACGAUCUCGCCACGCUGGAAGCGCUAACCGAGGACGCUAUAGUCGAGCAGCUACACAAAAGAUACUCACAGAACCAAAUAUACACCUAUAUUGGAGAUAUUCUCGUUGCUGUUAAUCCGUUUACGGAUAUAGGGAUUUAUACUUCAAAGACACAAGAACAAUAUCAGAAUCGAUGUCGUUCAGACAACCCACCACACAUCUUCGCAGUAGCGGAUGCUGCACAUCAAGCGCUGAUGCACCAGAAGCAGCACCAAUCUAUUGUUAUAUCUGGUGAAAGUGGUGCGGGGAAAACGGAGUCAGCAAAUCUUCUGCUGAAACAGCUCGUAUAUUUAUCAAAGACACAAAACGGCAACCUUGAAGAAAAAAUUCUACAAGUGAACCCAAUUAUGGAAGCAUUCGGCAACGCUCGCACGGGAAUUAACGCUAACAGCUCGCGUUUUGGGAAAUAUUUAGAUCUAACGAUAGUACGAGUUGGAAGGAUUUCUGGUGCACGAAUUUCCGUUUAUCUUUUAGAACAAUCUAGAGUGGUUCACCAGGCAUUAGGAGAAAGCAAUUUCCACGUCUUUUAUUACCUUUACGAUGGCUUAGAAAGCGAAGGUCGCUGGAGAAAAUUUUAUUUGGACGAGCAGCUUAAAUCUAGACAUCGUUAUUUACAACCCCUAUCGAUCACAUAUCGAGAACAUAAUGUUCACCGUUGGCGACAAUUAAACCAAGCCUUCAAAGUCGUUGGAUUUCAAGAGGAGGAAGUAGACAUUCUUUACAAAAUGUUGGCAGCCAUACUGCAUCUAGGCGAUAUAGAAUUUGCGGAAACAGCCGGUGAAGACAAUACCGAUAACAGAGCAACUAUAAUUGAUACAGCUCCAUUGCACAGAGCGUCAUGUCUUCUUGGAGUGGAAACAUCGGAGCUGCGCGAGUGUCUGACUAGUAGCAGUGUCGUCACGAAGGGAGAGACGAUAGCGCGUCACAGCUCGUCCACUGAGGCUGCUGUCGCUCGGGACGCUACGGCGAGAGGACUCUACGCCCGAGCCUUCGACAGGAUCGUUGAGAGAAUCAACGCACUUCUCUGUCAGAACAGGCCUAACCACGAUUUACUAUCUAUUGGAAUUCUGGAUAUUUUCGGCUUUGAAAACUUCACUAGAAACUCAUUCGAGCAGUUAUGUAUCAACAUCGCGAACGAGCAAAUUCAGUAUCAUUUCAAUCAGCACAUCUUCACGUGGGAGCAGCAGGAAUACAUGGCUGAGGGCAUACCUGUUGAUCUCGUGGAGUUCUCGGAUAACAGACCCGUUUUGGACAUGCUUUUAUCUCGCCCUAUGGGGCUUUUGGCGUUAUUGGACGAGGAAAGCCGUUUCCCUCGGGCUACGGAUAAAAGUCUUAUAGAAAAGUUCCAUCGCAAUGUCAAAAGUAAAUACUACGUACGGCCCAAGUCGGAUGCCGUGUGUUUCGCAAUUCAUCACUUCGCUGGUCGUGUUGUGUACCAGGCGGAAGGCUUUCUAGAGAAGAAUCGCAACUUUUUACCGCCUGAAGUCGUUCAGCUGAUGCGUCAGAGUCAGUACGAUAUAAUAAGGUUCCUAUUCCAAUGCCCGUUGACGAAGACGGGGAAUCUAUUUCUGCCAUCUUGUGGAGAAUCGAACAUGAGAAGCUUGGGGGGUUCACAAUAUACUGAUACAAAACUGGAUCGAUUCAAGAGCCGAGGACUCGCGUCGCAGUCCCGAGCACAGCAGACAGUCUCAACAUAUUUCCGUUACUCCCUCAUGGAGCUACUCCAGAAGAUGGUCAGUGGUUCCCCGCAGUUCGUGCGAUGCCUCAAACCCAACGAUUCCAGAUCACCAAAGCAUUUCGAUUCAGCCAAAGUACUGAAGCAGCUACGGUACACUGGAGUACUGGAAACAAUAAGGAUAAGACAAAACGGCUUUUCCCACAGACUGACAUUUGACGACUUCAUAAAAAGAUACGGAUUCUUAGCAUUCGGAUACGAAGAACGUGUAACACCAGAUCGGGACACUUGUCGCCUCCUUUUGUUGCGAUUAAAAAUGGACGGCUGGGCUCUUGGCAAAUCAAAGGUGUUCCUCAAAUACUACCACGUUGAACUCCUCGCUAAGAUCUAUGAAGAGCAGUCAAAGAAAAUUGUGAAGGUCCAAGCGUACGUCCGUGGUUGGUUAGCUCGAAGAUACUACAUGCGGCUGAAGGUACAAAUGGCGAUAUCUGUGCUGACGCUGCAGAAACACGUCCGAGGCUGGCUGACCAGGAAGCGGCUGCAGGAGAGACAGAAGCAACUAGCCAGAGAGUUCCAGAAGGAACAAAUGGAUCAGGAUAAUAUGAGGAGGCAUCAAAAAGGAGGACCUGCUAAUAAGAAUAAGGCGAUGGCAAAAGCAAAAGCACUGAAGAGAAUGACUUCAGAUGACAGUGAUAGUAAUGAUACCAGCUCCAGUAAUAAAGAAAAUGUUCAUUCAAAUAAAGCAGCAGUGGUCAUACAAAGCCAUUUCCGCGGCUACACGGCUCGGCGGCGGCUAGCGAAGGGUCGAGCGCCAGCGCCGCCGAAGGAGGAGGCGCCGCCUGUCCCUCAUCAGAUCAUGCAGAUGCACGCUGCGCAGGAGAGAGCAGUGCAACUGCACACGUUCGCUGAACAGAUUCAUAACAAAAACCAGGAGGUCCAUGUUAACUUACGGAGGAACAAGCCUGGAGUCCCGUUGGAAACAGUUCAGAAGCCACCCCAAGAGUAUCGCCCUCCACCAGGCUUCACCAUAGUUCCAGCCAUCAUCAGAGGACAGCAGAUGUCCAAUGUAGAAGACACAAGCAGGCUCUCUAGUCCGUCUCCUGAAUUCUACGUUAGCGAUACGAUGCCGUGGCACGAAAUGCACCAGACCAAACAAGACGACGAAGCAAGGCUUGACCAGAACACAAACAACAAUUACGACGAAGAGAUCCAAAGCAACAAGCGACGGAUACCCUGCAGCAGGCAGUGCAGCGGCUUAGUCAGCGGUAACAAAAUAAUAGAGCUAGUGAGACAAACGCAGAAGUCGACCCCACCGCCGAAACCAGUGUACAGUCCCGCCUACGACCCCGAGUCGGAUCUGCGGAAAAUUCUCCGUAACUCCCCGGAAAUCCUCGCCACUCCCCUCUACGGUUCCGACGAUGACUACAACGACGGACCUUUCCGAUUCAAACAGCUGCUGCGACCGACCGUCGGCCCGACGGAGAGUUUGAGGAAGAGGAAGGUCAGGAAUUCCGGACAGUGCCCCUGGAUGUCCGACAGCUCGCAGGACAGUAAUAGCUCCAAGGAGUUGAAUAUCAAGAAAAGGCCACAAGUUAAUGUGGGGUCCUACUACAAUAGACAAUAAUGUGAUAAUUGGUUAAAUGAACGCUACAUGCAAAUCGGGUAUUUUCGUUUGUUUAUAAACAGUGGAAUUGAGAAUACUCAAAAACGCUAAUAGUUUGACAUUUUUUGUCCCAAGUAGAAUUGUAAAGAUUCUGUCCUCUCUAUUUUAAAGGGUAAAAUGCGUUUGAAAACUAGAAAAAUAAAAUUGUU